UAAAUGCGACGUAGAGAGCUAUAAAUUAGAGGAUCUCCUAGUGGUUAUUUACCUGGCCAUGUUUAGUCACCGAUGUGUUCUUGAAUUUGUAUAAAUAGCCCUGUCGAGUGUCAGGACGACACAUUAUUUCACUAAUUUAGCCACCAUGAACACGCUUGUGUCCAUGGUUUUGUUUGCGUGCGUCCUUGUGGCGUACGCAGCAGCGAUGCCGCAACAACAUAAUGAGAUAGCCCUAGAAAGCAAUCUAGAAAGUGGCGGCCCAGUAGCUGCUGAUAACAAGUUACAGGGUGAGGUAUUAGUUGGCGCUGAGAGUGCCCACUGGGGAGGUCGAGGCUGGGGAGGUGGCUACGGCGGAGGCUGGGGAGGUGGCAGAGGUUGGGGACGCGGAGGAGGUUGGGGAGGUGGCGGAGGCUGGGGAGGCGGCAGAGGUUGGGGAGGAGGUUGGGGCGGAGGACACGGAUAUGGCCGUUAAUGAGUAAUAACUUUUUUUUUUUAAGUGUUGUCUGUGAUGUGAACUAAAUCAAAAUAAAAUUGUAACCAAAAAUAUCUUUGAUUUAUUUUUUCGGUAUGUAGUGAUGUUACAUAUCAUCGCAUUACCCCACUAGCCAUACUAACAUGGCUGCGUCCACAAUGGGUGCCUAUUACAAUUUUUUUUUUUUUAAUGAAGUUAGUUAAUAGAUCACAAGAAAACCUUUUUAAAGACUAAAACUAAAAUAUAUAAAAAUGUAAUUUAAAUACUAAAAACACUCAGAUGAUCAUUGGAUUUAACAAUAACAAGUGGGCCACGUGUAGUAAAAAACAACUCUCAUUCUUUUUACUUUGAUAAUUCUAACAUCUAGGUCUAAUGUCACAUUUUUCACACGAUCAAAAAACCUUUAAAUCAUUAGACAUUAAUUAAGACAACACCGAAUGCGACUUAUGAGAUAUUAUAAUUGACUAUAAAAACCUGUUGGAGUUAUAAUAGUUUUUUUGUUCUUUAUCUUAAUUUUAAUUAUAAAACGUAAAAACUUUAA
Molecule: messenger RNA, 1013 nt
Organism: Danaus plexippus (monarch butterfly)
Lineage: Eukaryota; Metazoa; Arthropoda; Insecta; Lepidoptera; Nymphalidae
Exons: 2
Coding region: 146-472 (108 amino acids)
Source: RefSeq, a predicted model, not a curated record